Brachypodium distachyon (stiff brome) is the source of this 1317-nucleotide messenger RNA. RefSeq names its product dolichol-phosphate mannosyltransferase subunit 1. Bases 296 to 1045 code for a protein of 249 amino acids. Gene Ontology annotation, biological process: protein O-linked glycosylation via mannose; GPI anchor biosynthetic process. Lineage: Eukaryota; Viridiplantae; Streptophyta; Magnoliopsida; Poales; Poaceae. Gene Ontology annotation, cellular component: endoplasmic reticulum membrane. The transcript has 10 exons. Gene Ontology annotation, molecular function: dolichyl-phosphate beta-D-mannosyltransferase activity. The record is from RefSeq and is a predicted model, not a curated record.
UGCACCUCCUCCUCCUCCCGAAUCUCCCGAUCUGGCCCAGCUCUUCCUCCCUCUGCACGAACACGAGCUCCCGUCCCGAUCUGCACGAGCACGAGGCCGGCGAGCCGUCUCUCUUCUCUCUUCUCUCUGCCUCUGCCCUGCCCCCACCCGUCUCUCUACUCCCCUCUGCACGAUCUGCACGAGCACGCGUCGCUGGCGGAGACUUCCGCACCCGCGCCCGCUGUUCCCCAAGCUGGACGCAUCGGCGGUGACCUCCUCGGCGGCGGAGAUUUCCGGCGAGGCGGCGAUAUUUGGGAUGGGGGAGAAGGAGAUGGAGCACACGGUCGAUCGUCUCAACCGGCCGGCAUACAGCAUCAUCGUGCCCACCUACAAUGAGCGGCUCAACGUCGCCAUCAUCGUCUACCUCAUCUUCAAGCACCUCCCGGAUACCAACUUUGAAAUAAUUAUUGUGGAUGAUGGAAGCCCUGAUGGAACUCAAGACAUUAUAAAGCAGCUGGAGCAACUAUACGGCGAAGAUCGUGUUCUACUCCGAGCAAGACCAAAGAAGCUAGGACUUGGUACUGCGUAUCUACAUGGAUUAAAACAUGCCACGGGUGACUUUGUUGUUAUAAUGGAUGCUGAUCUAUCUCAUCAUCCAAAGUACUUGCCAAGCUUCAUUAGGAAGCAAAAGGAAACCGGCGCUGACAUUGUAACCGGCACACGUUAUGUUAACAACGGUGGUGUCCAUGGUUGGAAUCUCAUGCGCAAAUUAACUAGCAGGGGAGCAAAUGUUCUAGCACAAACAUUACUACAGCCUGGAGCUUCCGAUUUGACUGGAUCAUUUAGGCUAUAUAAGCGAAGUGUUUUGGAAGAUUUGAUCUCCUCAUGCGUCAGCAAGGGAUAUGUAUUCCAAAUGGAGAUGAUUGUUAGGGCUACUAGAAAAAAUUAUCACAUUGAAGAGGUCCCAAUAACUUUUGUGGACAGGGUCUUUGGAAUUUCAAAGCUUGGUGGAUCCGAAAUAGUUGGAUAUUUGAAAGGCCUCGUGUAUCUGCUGGUGACAACUUAGUGGAAAGACUAAUGCCAAAAGGAGACAUGGGAAAGAUAGAGUAGAUAAUGCAUGACUGUUAUAGGACAACUCUAUAACAUUGCUAAUGCUUCCAGACCUAUUAUUGAAUCAGUACACAAGUUAUGUUUUAUUACUAUCCUUCUGAAUUGUGUGGCUGCUUGUGUUUUCUGCCACAUAUAUCUUGCCUGAGAUGAUCGUCCAGAGAAUUCAUGCUUCAAGUUGAGUAAACUAUGAUUGGAUAUCAAUGAAAAGCAAGCGGCCAUUGAGAACCA